Hibiscus syriacus is the source of this 1200-nucleotide messenger RNA. Its product is annotated as GDSL lipase-like. The coding region runs from base 30 to 1133 and encodes 367 amino acids. Gene Ontology annotation, molecular function: hydrolase activity, acting on ester bonds. Lineage: Eukaryota; Viridiplantae; Streptophyta; Magnoliopsida; Malvales; Malvaceae. The transcript is spliced from 5 exons. The record is from RefSeq and is a predicted model, not a curated record.
GGCAAUUUUCAUUUUUGUUUGUUAUUAUAAUGGUGAUAUCAGGUGCCUAUAUUCGUUUCUUGCUUCUUUUCACAACUUUUGUCAGCCUGAUUAGCAGUCAUAAUCUGCCUGAAAAUCACGUUGCUCUGUUCAUCUUUGGUGAUUCGUUGUUCGAUCCCGGAAACAACAAUUACAUUAACACCACCACUGAUUUUCAGGCAAACUUCAUUCCUUACGGUGAGACCUUCUUCGAAUACCCCACCGGCAGAUUCUCCGAUGGCCGUCUGAUCCCAGAUUUCAUUGCUCAGUUUGCAGGGUUGCCAAUAAUUCCAGCGUAUUUAAAGCCCGGGAAGCAUAAGUUUACAGAUGGGGUGAACUUCGCAUCUGGUGGAGCCGGUGCUCUUGUCGAAUCUCAUCGAGGAUUUGUCGUGGACUUAGAAACUCAGAUAAAAUACUUCAAGAAAGUUGAGAAAUCAUUGAGACAAGAGCUGGGAGAUGCAGAGGCCAAGAAAUUGUUGUCCACAGCUGUUUACUUGAUAAGCGUUGGGGGCAAUGAUUACUUGACCAAAAACUCAGCUGCCUCAGACGAAGAGUUCGCUUCCAUGGUGCUCGGCAACCUCACCGUCGCUCUCCAAGAAAUAUACAAGAAAGGAGGGAGGAAAUUUGGGUUCCCAAAUCUGAUACAGUUGGGUUGUUUACCGUACAUGAAAGCACAAUCAGGGGGUUCCUGCAACCAUGAAGCGACGGCAAUAGCAGAGCUUCACAAUGUCCUACUUCCCAAAACCCUGGAUAAGUUAAAGGAGGAGCUUCGAGGCUUCAAAUAUGCUCUUUACAAUAUAUAUCAAUCUUUUUCUGAAAGGUUGAACGACCCUUCAAAAUAUGGUUUCAAGAAUGCGACGACGGCGUGUUGUGGGUCUGGUUUGUACGGCGGAGUUUAUAGCUGUGGAGGGAAGAGAGGGGUAUCGGAGUAUGAUUUGUGUGAUGAUCCGGCUGAUUUCUUCUUCUUCGAUUCGUAUCAUCCCUCCGAGAAGGCUUACCGGCAGUUUGCAGACUUAAUGUGGGCUGGAGCUACAGAUAUCGUACGGCCUUACAAUUUCAAAACGCUAUUUGAACACAAAGCAUCAUCGAUUCAUCAUUCCAAUGUCGAGCUUUAAUUUCUCCGAUAAAUUUCAUGUUCCAAUGGAAUAAAUCAAUUACUAUAUUAAUGUUGUUUUAUGUUUA